This is a messenger RNA of Lymnaea stagnalis (great pond snail), 11681 nucleotides long. NCBI's taxonomy places the organism in Eukaryota, Metazoa, Mollusca, Gastropoda, Lymnaeidae. The record is from the annotation of a GenBank genome assembly.
UUAUCAUUAAAUGCAAUCUGAUUUUUUGCCACAUUGACCAUUGAAUAAAAAUAAUAGAGGAAAAUAGAAUGGCGAAAGCGUCGUAUCGAAACCCAUGAGUAGACUUCAUCGCCUUCUCUGCUGUGUUAUAUGAAAACUUUCUUGAUCACUCGAUGACUCAUAUUUAUUAAGAAUGUCUUCAAGCACCGAAGUACCACAAGAUGAUGGGAAUAAUAUUUCGAAGACGCCCAGUGUUCCUGUGGUUAAUCAGGCUCAGCAGCAGUCUCAGACUGCUUCAGAAAUAACAAACAAAACAAACAAUCUACAGAGAAUCGCUCAAAAGAAAAUGCUAGUACGCAGCUACCCAAGGAAUAAAAAGCUAGAAAAAUUAGCAGUUUAUUCUAGCUGCAAGGUAGUCAUCAAUUUUUGUAUUCAGAGAUUAUUUGGGAGGGUUGAAAUGACUGGGGAGGGUUGAAAUGACUGGGUAGGGCAAAAUGUAAAUCAAGUAAAUAGGCUGUUUGUUUGACUUGGAGUGAAUGUGAAUCAUUGGUUUUUGAGAGCACAAUUUGUUAUUGAGUAAAUUUACCCAUUCUGCACAAAUUAAUUCCCACAGCCAGGCCACCUUCUUGGUUGCCAAGACAGCUCAUGUCAUGGUAACCAAGAUGGUGGCCGUGUAAAAAUACAAGACAAAGUAGUGCUAACACACAUCUGCUAAAAUGGGGAGGGGAAAGAGAGAGAAUGUGCUUUUUUAGCUGAUUACAGAGAGAAUCAAAAUGUUAAAAUGUAAUAAAAUAAUUUCAGCGGGUAAAUUAAUAAUGUGGCAACUAUAGCAACUUUAUUGUAUCCCUCUAGAUAUGCAGCAAAAAUUCUCGACAUGAAAUCACUCUCUUUCCUGCUGUAAUUUCAGCUGGUACAUUAAAUUUCGUGGCAAAAAUAGCAACUUUAUUGUAUCCCUCUAAUUAUGCCGCAAGAAGUUUCAAUGACCUGCAGUCGCUCCUUCCCUCAACUAAAAUUAAAACAUGUGUGCUACAGUUACACCCUGUGAUGUCAAAAAAGUGUAAAAUUGAAGAAUUUCAUAGAAUAAACUUUUACACUCUUUAUUGCAGGUUCCACCAAAAAGAAAAUACAAAAGUUGUUAGCAAAUCAAUAACAUACAAUACAGUACUAUAGUAAUUUUUCCAAAACCUCAGAAAAUGUAUAUAUUAUAAUUAACAGCCCAAAGAAAAUAUUAUAUUAUAUAUUUUUAAAAAAUAUAAAAAUUUAACUCCAGUAACAAUUCAGAAAUUAACAUAAGGGAGAGAAUCCUACAUAGAAGCUCAAAGUGGUGCAGAUUGCAUAAAUUGACCUGUUAUUAUUGUAAAGGCACAAUAAUUUUAAUUUCUUAAACGUCCGUGAUUGUAGUCCACCGUAUGUAAAAACCCACAACUGAGUCUUGCCACAUAUCAGCGGCAUACAAUAAAAUAUCUACAUACAUCCCAAAUUAUGUGUAGGCUUAGGCCUAUGUGAGGAAGGAAGCAACGAGUUCUACCCAUCGCUUAUUAAGUUUAAGACGCUUCUCACCCUUCCCAUCAAUUGCCAACAUUAUUAUUAGCAUUCCUUCAUUUUGCUGGUACACUAGUACAUGGUAUAGGAUAGCAUCAUUGUCUUAGAUUAGGUAGACUUUGUGAUAUAAAAAUCCCUUUCAAUCUGUAGUAAUAAAAUUUAGGCCUAGUGGUAAGUUCCUAGAAUUUCAUUUUUAAUUUUAAAAAUAUUAACAUUAAUUAAUGAUGUAAAAUACAAUACUAGGGAAAAAGGGGACAUUUAGUUAGACUAUAUAGAAAAAGAAAUUAUUUAUUUAUUUAGUUCAGGCUUCAUAAUGGACACAAGUCACCACUCCAUCUACCUCAUAUAUACACUUAUUCAAAUUCAGGAUUAAUGUAGUCAUUCAGUAUUCUUUUUCAAUCUCUUGUUUUGAAAAUAAAUUUCAGUCUGAAGGUUGCAAAUGUAACGGCUGGAAGAAUCCUAAUCCACCACCUCAGCAACCUGUAGCUGACGCUUCCCAGCCCUUAGCAAGUUUAACUGAUCCAUGUAAAAGCUGCAGACACCCUCUUGGUAAAUAUAGUGUUAUAGAGAGCUUGUUUACAUAAUAUUUCUCGUGCGUGCCCUCUGAUUGACCCCACAUGAGACGCUGUGUUCACAAAGGGGUGUGGCUUAGGCCUUUGAUGUAUUCUUGUUUAUGCCGCCAAUAAUUAAUCUGUUCCAAGUAGUGUUUUGUAGAAUGAAUCUGAUGGUUCUAGAAAUGCCAUGUAGCUUGUAGAAGGCAGGGCUUAGGCGUCGGUAGACCCACCUAUAUAAGGGAUUGACAGGCACGGGCGAGGAGGGAGAUUUUCAGAUAGAUUUUCUUAACAUUAAUGUGUUUUAUUCUUUGUGUAUUUGUGAGCUUAUAUGUGUUUAUUUCGCAUUAUUUAUUGGCACAUUAUUCUAACUGUGUUAACUGUGUACCGGUACAAGAUUUACCAUACUGUAAGUUGAAGAUUGUAAUUAUAUUUUCUUUUCUUUUGUAAUUAUCUUAAGACAUAAUAAAUCUUAAUUAAUUGUAACUAGAAACUGUUUGGGUCGUAUAUUUAAUAUUGUUGAUUCUAUGGUAUCGUCCUUUGUUAGGCACUGCUUACAACGAGCCAAUUAAAAUUAAAAUAGGAGAUUAAUUUCUCCCAAUACAAGUCAGUGCGUAACAAUAGCAUAACAUGAUGUUUUAUAAACACUUUAAAAAAAAAGUAUAAUUAUAUCAGCUUUUAUACUGACUAAACACUGCGAUUUAUGGAGAAAUUCUUUGAAAGAUAAGUAUUACUCUCUGGUUGACAGAAUGUGGGGGGUAUAAAAAUUAAAGAAAAACAGCAGAAACAGCUUGAUUUGCAAGGAAUACGAAAGAGACAACCAUGUUUUAUUUUUUAUCAUUUAGGAGCCCAUGUUUCACAUUUAGAGAACACAGAUGAAGAAGAACUGAAUAGACUCCUCCGUAUUGUUGUAGAUGUGGAGAAUUUAUUUGUUUGUGUUCAUCGAGAAGAAGACUCAGAAGCUAAACAAGUUUACUUUUAUUUGUUCAAGGUAAUACGAUUGUGGUAUAACUACGGUGAAAAAUCAAAAUUAUAUUGUUAAGGAAUGAUUAUUUUUACUAUUAGUGAAUAAUAAGAAACUUUUUACCAUUUAUUUUAUGAGUCAUUUAUCCAACCCUCAUUCUCAUGAAUAUGCCUUUUACUUUUUAUUUAGCUACAAUCUGUCAUCAUUUUACUCAAUACUGAAUAUGACUAUCAUUUAGAAUGCUUUCCUAUAGGAAAGAUAUUUUUAUAAAACAAAAGUUAUAUUCUUUGUAUAAAUUAUAAACAUUUUAUUUUUAAACUUGCAGCUCCUUAGGAAAUGUAUUUUAAACAUGAGCACCCCAUCUAUUGAAGGUUCAUUGGGGACACCUCCAUUUGAGAAACCUAGUAUUGCCAAAGUAAGUGCAAAUUAUAUUUUUCUGUUGAAUAAAAAUGUUUUUAAAACCCUACAAUUUAGCAUCAUUUACAUAAACAUGAAUAUGUACAAUGUAAUCGAAACAUAUUUCCAUUUCUUGGAUCAAUAAAAUAAUCUUAUCUUAUGUUACAUGUAUUUGUCUUUCCUUCAAGGGCGUUACUAACUUUGUAGUAUAUAAAUUUGGAACAUUGGCUCAGAAAGAAUGGCAGACAAUGUAUGACUUGGCUAAAAUGUUUUUGCAUUGUCUAAAUCACUGGAAGUUAUGGCCCCCUGCUAGCCGUGGCCAGCAACUUGAUGAGAAAGAUGAGAAUGAUUAUAAAUUGAACUACACAAGGUGUGCUAUUUUAAAUUUAUUUUAAAUUCAUAAGGUUUAUCUUAAAAUUUGUCCCAAAGUGAUAUGUUUGUUAUUAUUGAUUCUUUAAAAUUUAUUGAACCACAUGCUCAACAUUUUUUGUUGUUGAUUCUUCAUUUCAUCUCAUUGAUAGGUGGCUUUGCUUCUGCCACGUACCCGCCUUCUGUGAUAGUUUGCCUCGUCAUGAGACAACCUUGAUUUUUGGUCGCACUCUACUGAGGUCAGUUUUUCAGACAAUGAGAAGGCAGCUAUUGGACAAGUUUAGAGCAGAGAAAGAUAAGAUGCCACCUGACAAAAAGACACUGGUCCUGACACAUUUUCCCAGGUAGGCGUUAAGAGUUAUGAGCUUAUAUACAUCAAAAUUAAAAUUAUCAUGAAACAUCUAUAAUUAUGGGCUAAAUAGAAAGAAACAUUACUAAAUGAAUGAAAUGUUUAAAUCAGGCUAUUACUAAUGGUUCCUACUGAAUUUAAGGAAUUAAUAGUCUAAAUUCCGUGUUUGAAAUAAAAAUAAGAAAUUUGAUAUUAUUGGAUAGUAGAUAGAGAAUUUUGUUUUGUGCUAGAAGACCACAAUUAUAUUCAUUUUCCUAAGAAAUAAGUUCAAUUAAAUAAAUGUCAGAUAUGCAUAAUUAGAUAUUCAACUAUGCUUUCUUUCAUCAUGAUUAGAAUGCUUCUAUUUCACUGAUUUUCUGCCAGGUUUCUCACAAUGCUGGAGCAGGAAGUCUAUGGAAAUAGUUCACCCAUUUGGGAUCCAGAUUUUGUUCAAAUCACAUCCAAUCUGCCGCCACCAAGUCCUGCUGGUAACUUAAUAAAAUAUUUCAGUGAUGUGUUGGUUUUUCAAGGCUUAAUGAGAUAACAUGUUGUUGAUUCAGAAAGUUGAUUAAGACUAAUUUCCUUAACUAAUCAAACAAAACAGCUACUUUUACUCCAUUCUGUUUUUAAAAAAAAAACUGUUUUCUCUAUAAAUUUCAGCAGAAGUAAAAACCUUGCUAACAAUACUUAAAAUUAAUCUAUUAUAAAAGAAUUGAUGAACUUGCUACAAUUUGCUCUAACAUUUUGCCAGAGGCAGCUCUUUAAUGACUAUCACCCUUCCUGGGGAAACUAUUCUUUUUGAUAUGUCAGUUUUAUGGUGAUUUUGUUUUUCUGUAGUUUUUGUUGAUUUAAUUUCUAUUUUUGACAUUUUAUAUAUAUUUUAUUUUUGUUUUCUGUUUGCUUGAGACAAAUUUUUGUAUGAUGUUCUAUGUCCAUUUGGUUGAGAUGUUCUAUAAAAAUCCAUGGAAAAAAAACAAAAAACCCAAACCAAUUUUUCACUGACAGUCAGUCCAGGGGGGGCAGCAGGUGUCAGUGGUCUGAGCCGUUUCACUUCCUCCACAGUUGGGAGUGAUGCAUAUGGUGCUUUAAAUAUUAGUCCUGGUCUGCUGACCAGCGGGCGACGUGCAUCACGAUCUCAAGAAGCCGCAGGUAAUAUAUUGCUGUAGAAGGAAAUGAAACUUGGGUAUAAUGUAUCUGCUGUUACUGUGCCUGGUACUAAAAGCCAGGGAUUUUAAAUUUUCUCAUCACUGCAUUAAAUUUUAGCUUGGUCACCAGUUCUAGAGUAUGUGGAUCUCCUUUAUAAGAGCAUUUGAAAUCCCCAACAUAAUAAGCUAUAUUGUUAAACAGCCUUAUAAUUUUCUUUGCACAGAGAAAAGAAAAGCAGACGAGGCUGGUCUUAGCGAUGGUGCUAAGAGACCAAGAAUUGAAGGGGAUGUAUCAAAGGAAACUUUAGAAGAAGUGCUUUCAGAGCUCAGUACAGAUGGAGAGAGUGAUGGCACUAUGGUAGGCCCUGAGGUAAGCAUUAAAUUAUCAAGUAAAAAAGAAGUUUUGAUUUUAUCAUCCUUGUAAUAUAAACAAGAGAAAAAGAGCACCAGUUACUAAAAUGUUCAUUCUCACUGAAGGUGCAAAAUUGGAAAAGUUAUUCAACAGUUUCUUUAAUCUUUAUUUCUGACUGUUUAAUCUAUUCAGACAUUAUGUCCAACGCAUGCAGCAAGAGAUGAGCAAGCCAGGCAGGAAGAGAAAGAUGGAAAAAUAGACUUUCAUAUUAUUAAUAACUCGCUGAGUCAUCGGCCCACCAAUCAAGUUUUUCUAUGGCUAAUUGAAGUUCAGAACCUUUUUUCUCACCAGUUGCCUCGAAUGCCCAAGGAAUAUAUCACACGUCUAGUCUUUGAUCCGUAAGGCCUUUUAAUUUUUAUUGUAUAGAUUAACCAGAUCUCAUAAUUUUAGACUUGUUAAAUUAGAAAUCAAAUUUACUCUUGUAUUAAGUUGUAUAUAAAAUAUUUCAAAAAUUAGUCUCAGGCUGCUUGAAGUGUAACAAAAAAAUAUAACAUCUCCUCACAGGAAACACAAGUGCCUGGUGCUAGUUAAACACAACCAUGUGAUAGGAGGCAUUUGCUUUAGAAUGUUUCCCACCCAGUGCUUCACUGAGAUUGUGUUUUGUGCUGUGACUUCUAGUGAACAAGUUAAGGUAAUAACCUAUCCCUGAGAGGGUUUAGACAUAUUCAAUCAAUUAUAGACAGAAAGUAAAGGUGUAGGCCAACACUUGUGACGGCUCACUUCAUAACCAUACUUUUUAAAAAAAAAAAGAAAGAAAUUUGAAAAUGAAUGUUUUUGAGAAAAAGGUAAAUCACUAAAUUUUAUAAUUAUUCUUAUUUAUAAAAUUUAAAACAAACAUUUUAUUUUUGUGUAACAGAGAUAAUAAAUGAGAUGUGAUAUAUUUUAUAAUUGUUUACUGAAGUCAUUUGCUUUAUGUCCAACAGGGUUAUGGUACAACACUUAUGAACCAUCUCAAAGAUUACCAUCUCUUACACAAUAUUACACACUUCCUGACAUUUGCUGAUGAAUUUGCUACAGGUUAUUUUAAAAAGCAGGUAAGUUUUAUUAUCAAAAAACAUCAUUCUCUAUGUGAGUCGAUUUAAAAAUAUAAAUAUUUGAGUUUUUUAAAUCAAUUAUUUAACCUGCCUCUUGACCAAGAGAUAAGUUCAAUUCUGUGGAAUAGAAAUGAAAUGUACAUGAGUCCAGUGAGAGUCUUCCUUUCAGAAUAAAAUAUGGACAAUUUACAGCUAUAAUACUGUAAUGGCUUUUUCUACUACGAAAGUAACAAAAUCCCAAGGAAAAUCAUUUGAUCACUUAGGAGUAUAGUUAAUUAGUUUGAACCUGUCUCUGUUCAUAGACAACUGUGCCAGUCUAACUGGCCAGGUGACAGAAUUUGAAGGUGUCAGUACUGUCUGUCAAGACACACUGUUAACAAACAUUGCGCAUUUGGUAUAUAGGCAUUAACCUUUUCAUUACCGAUGAUGCCGACGCGACAUCACGAUCACCCACUUCAAAUUACCAAGGACCUCACAUUGUCAACAUAACAAAGAGGCUAAGAACUUUUCUGAAAUACCAAGGACGUCACGUCGUCAUAUUUCAAUGCUAUAUAUUUCUUUAUUCGUUACUCUAUAGAGAAGUUAAUAAGCAAAUCGGAUAGAGAAUGAAAUAAUGUCGGAAGUUUCAUCUUUAAGUUUUAAAUUGCCGAGUCAGCAAAAAUCGAUGCCAAAACCAGCGUUAAGGAAAGGGUUAAAAAAACGUUUGAAGCCAUUAGUUUCAAUCUUUUAUAGUAAGUUUCAGUCAAUAGUAGCAUUUUUUAAAAGAUUUAAAUUUCACAAUGUUUGAAAAUGGCCAUAAUUUUUUACGGUUACAUCUAGUUAUAAACUAAUUAGAUCAGGGGGUGGGGGGAUUCCCUGGGGGGGGGGGGUCAGUCAUAAGAUCUGUAGGGAGGCUAAAUGGUUUUUGUUUGGAGUGUAGAUUUAGGAGGGUGUCGGGACUAAAUGAGGGGCGGUGGUGGAUUAUGUCAUAAAACUUUUUUAUAAAUAAUAUAAAAAAUGUAUUAAUUAAAAAUUAUCUGAUCAUGAACGGCCUUGAAAAAGAUCCAUGAAUAAACACUUGUCAAAUAUAAUAUUACAAGUACAAGGGGCUGUUAACAACAAGAAAUAUUUACUUAGUGGGAUGUAAACGGUGCACUGCGCAAAAGUAGUGAAUGAACUUUAUAGAGGAGCAUAAUAAUUUUUCUACUCAUUCACUCGACGCAGAAUAAGAAAUUAAAUCAUAAAGCUUAUUGACUAUGGGGAUUGUGGAAAUUAUUUUGGAUUGUUAAAUAUUUAUAAAAUAGAAAUCAAGUGCUGACAGGUUGAAUCUAACUUACCCGGUAUGUCUUUCUUUUCAUGAAACAGAAGUCAAAUAAAAAUGCCUUUUUUUAUAAGAGAGGGUGGUGCAACUGUGCAUAAGUUCCGUGACCACUUAAAAAUUAUCGAAAACAUCUUAAUCAAGGCCAGGUCGCUACAGUCAGACCCAGAAGAAUUAGAAGAAGAAAAAAGAGGGAGGGGGGCAUGUUUCACUGAGGUUAGUGUUAUCCAGUGCUGUAAACCCAUGGUGACACCAGUGACGUAGGAUGGGGUGGUCCAAUGCUUAUCUUCAAUUUUUUUUUAUAAAGGGUUGGUCUUCAUUUUUUACGCAAAAAGAGGCAAGCCAUAAUUUUAUUUUAACACAAUUACUACACAUUAUUAUGAGAUACUGUAACUCUAAUCAGCUAAAUUCUAUACAAUGUAUUUAUUUAGUCUUUUAUUCUGCCAGUUAAAUAUAAAUACUGAAUGGGGAAAAAAGGAGCCAAGUAGAAAAAAACAAGACGUCAUCUAGGGCUAAAGCCAUAAUCGGGUGGAGUUUGAAAGAUAUUUUCUUUUGGUUAUAAGUGGGAUGACAUGAAAUGCAUGCACUAUUUCUUGCUUCUAAACUAUAUAAAAACAAAAUCACUCAGAAGAUUGUUAUUAUUCUAAGUAUUUUAAUACAUUAAAAAUACUAAAGACAAUAUAUUUUACAACCAAAUCCCAAAGGCAAAAAUGUAUUUUUAAAAAUGUGCUUCAAAACGUAUAAAAGAAUGUUUAGAUAAACAUGAGUUUGUUUAGAUUCCAUGCUUCUUACAUUUCGAUCUAGGGCUUCUCUAAGGAUAUCAAACUUCCAAGAUCACAGUAUUUAGGGUACAUUAAAGAUUAUGAAGGAGCAACUCUGAUGGGAUGUGAAUUAUGUCCAAGAAUUAAUUACACAGACUUUUCUAGAGUUAUUCGCAAACAGAAAGAGGUAAAAAUAUGAAAAUUUGGUUGGACACCUGAAGGUGUAUUUUAAAACAAUAAUAUUUUGCUAUAGAGUUAGUUGUAAAUUGAUUCUUCAGCUUUUAUUAAGUUUUUUUUAUCUAUAAAUAAAAUUAGUUCUUCUCUAACAGAUAGUGAAGAAAUUGGCAGCCAGGAAAAGCCUAGAGACAGAGAAAAUCUAUAGUGGAGUCAGUUUAUUUAAAGAAGGUGUCAAACUUCCCAUCCCCCUAGAGUCCAUUCCAGGUCUGUUGGAGUCAGGGUGGAAGCCUCCAAUCAAGUAGGUUACAGUGCAUCUGUACUAUAAAACAAAUUCUGACAAUAUGCUUUAAAUGCCAUCAAAAAUAAUUGCAAGGACAUAUCUAAGCAUAGACAAAGUUCAAAGUAAUAUUAGUUGAUGUGUAAUUAAUUGCUUCAAAUCUCACUCAAGAGACUAGUGAAAUCAAAUUUUGGUUUGGAUAAAUUAUAAAAUGAUAAUAUUUUUUUUCUGAGAAAUUUCCUUUGUUUUUUAAUUGUCAGACUGUUUGAACUAAGCUAUGUUAUUACUAUUAUUUUUUAAAUGCAGUGUAUUAGUACUAGUACUAUCUGAUUUUAGAAUGAUUUUUUGUUUUUUUAAAAUUAUUUUGUUAAUAUUAAUAACUUAAGAUAUAAAUUGUUCUUUCUUUUUUUUAUUUGAAUGACCACAUUAUGUUUUUAAUAAACAGGAAAGAAAAAGAAUCUCAAAUAGACCCUGAUCAACUGUACAACAUGUUGAGAACUAUUCUACAGCAAGUUAAGGUGGGUUAUCCUUGUACCAUCUCUCAAGUCUAAUGCUAAUUACUAGCUUCAAUCAGUUUUAUUCUCAAGUUAUUGUGAUCAAAGAUGAGAACAAUGUCAGACCUUGUUAUAGUGACAGUAGGGAAGAAUUAAAUUGAAAUAGUUUGUUUCAGUAAAACAAUUUUUUUUAUUGAGCCACAUGCCUUUCUGGAAACAGCACUUUGUAUGGGUCAUAUCUAACAAUGCUACGCCUUGAGGCAAGAAUGAUAAAUUACAAGUUAUUCCUUAAUAUUAAUAAGCACUGUUGAUCUAAAAUGUUGAUUGAAAAAAAGCAAAUACGAGUUCUACUUUUUGAAGUAGCCCAAGUUUGACAAAAUUAUUUGAGCUCAAGUAUAUUAUGUGUAUGGCAUAAUCUCCACAACAGAGUCAUGCCAGUGCCUGGCCUUUUCUCAAACCUGUGGACAAGUCAGAAGCUCCAGAUUAUUAUGACCAUAUCAAGUUUCCAAUGGGUAGGACAUUUUGACUUACUGUAGUUUAUCAUGUUAUUAAUAACUCCUUAUCAUUUUUUUCAACUUGCUAAAACAGUUACCAUUUUAUAUAUUCUCAUUUUUGGCCCAUCUUAAAAUAUGCCUGAGCAAUUUAUAAGUAGUUAUUUGUAUUCAUUUGAAAAAAAUGUUGAGUAAGGUGUUCAAUAAAUGACCCUGUCAUCAUAUCAUAAAGACGGGGAAAAGUCAGUUUUUUUUAUAACAACAUUUCUUCUUUCUUCUAAUACUUAAAUGUUUUGUUUUAUAUUUUUUUGGCCAACCAUUUAAUUUUUUUUCGAAGCAAUUAAUUUUUUUUUCAAACUACAUUUUAACAGAUCUCCGCACCAUGUCUGAAAGACUUAAAUCAAGGUAUUAUGUCCACAAGCACCUAUUUGUUGCAGACAUGAAUCGAAUUGUAACAAAUUGCAGAUCUUAUAACGAGCCAGACACGGAGUACUAUAAAUGUGCCAACACAAUAGAGAAAUAUUAUAUAACUAAAAUGAAGGAAGCUGGACUAAUGGAUAAGUGAAAGGUUUCUGCUUCUGGCGUCCACGUUGAAGUGAAAAGUUUUUGGAUCUGAUAUCCAUUGAUCCCAACACAGACAUUUAUGUUUAAAUUUGCUAUUCUUUAUUUAGCUGUUGCUCGUCAAACUGGCUGGUAGACAAGUUUGCUGCUGGACAGAACCAAUAAAUAUCUUUGACAAAUCUGCUCAAAGCUGAGUCAGGGUAGGAUUUAUGAUGAAUCUUCAUGAAAAGUCACAAUGAAAUAGUGUUUUAAGAAAUGUGUUUAUAUUAGUGAGAUUGAAAGAACACUUCUUUACAUAACUCUGUAAACAAACUUGCUCAUUAAUAAAAGAAAGAAGAAUACAUUUUUGUGUCGGUGAUAUCUCAAGUGCCACUAAAUUCUGAGACUUGAUUCAUUUAAAAUUAUUAGGCUUUACCGGUACUAGUUACAAGGUUUUUACACUGACAUGCUUUAUUUAGAAUGGUAGCAGUCUUGAACCAAGAUAAAUUGUUUGUUGUAACUUAAGUUUAGUUUGACAAAACGUUAGAUGCAAAAAAUGCACUUGACAGAGGAAAUAUUUUGGUUUCAAUCAUUGAUGAAUUAUACUGUGGAUAAUUUGAUUGUGACAAAGCAAAGGUCAAUUCGAUGUUGCCUUAGUUUCAACACUCAGACUCUUUCACAUAUUUAAACUUUAAAUGAUAAUUUGGAGAAUCGUACUAGUCUCUGCAUGAAAGUAAGCCAUGUAAUAAUCUGUGUUGUUAUUGAAUUUAUUUGGUGGGAGAGCAAAGGCUAAUGUUGUCUAAGUCUAAUUACUAAUACAUGAUUUAUUUAUUCCCACUGUCCUGUCAUUGUCUCAAAUAAAUACUAUUUUUAUUGUUUUUGUAUCUUUCUACAUUCAUGAUGUAAGAAUAAAAUGAAUAUCGC